Molecule: messenger RNA, 421 nt
Organism: Bursaphelenchus xylophilus (pine wood nematode)
Lineage: Eukaryota; Metazoa; Nematoda; Chromadorea; Rhabditida; Aphelenchoididae
Source: the annotation of a GenBank genome assembly
AUGCUGAUUGGAACACAUUCGGAUGGAAACAGGCAUUGCAUGAAAAAAAUUAAAAUUGGGACAGUUGGGCUGGCCAAGUGCGGGGGGUUGGGGCCAGCGAUUUUUGAGGAUGAUGUAGAAAGUACUCUCCUCGCCGCCGCUGAUAUUUCCGUUGCCGCCUCCGAUCGGGCCUGGAGGUGAUCAGGUGGAGCGAACGGAGAGAAGCAAAAGCAAGAAAAGAAAGGAUCAGGAAAAUCCCGACUGCAGAUGGGGCCCCAGGCGAUUAUCCAGCGCUCAGACAGCGGCCAAACAAGCGCGGCCCUUGGAGGCAGCGAAGAAAAGGAAGAAGAUCAGACGGGCCCACCUCAUCACUUGUUCUUUUUUCUCUCUAUCCCACCCUCUUCUCGGACAGCCAGCAGGCACCUUCAAUCCUCAGCUCUAG